GUGACUUGUUGGCUCUUUUUCCCGCCUGUAUAAAACGACAAGUUCGCUUAAAAGAAAAUACAGAUGGAGAAGUCUAGCCGGUUCGCAGUGACACAGAGAGUCCCCUUAAGCUUACGUGACAACUCGCAUACUGUCCCUUUGUGACCAGCUUAUCGGCAGAAUGCCCGGUCUAUGCGUGCUUUGUCUCACUGCGGUGCUCGCUGCAUUCACCCGGUUCGCGGAGACCGUGGGACCGGUGGUCCGAUGCGAGCCGUGUGACGCCGGGGCUCUUAUGGAGUGCAAGCCGCUGCCAAAAGACUGCGCAGAGAGGGUGCGGGAGCCCGGCUGCGGGUGCUGUCUGUCGUGCGCCCUUGCUGAGGGUCAGGCGUGUGGAGUGUACACCGGACGCUGUGGCUCCGGGCUGAUUUGUCUGUUCCAACCCGGGGAGACCCGACCACUGCAAGCCUUGCUAGAGGGACGGGGAGCGUGCUCCAGCGCCGCGUCCAAAAAACUCAACACCUUUCUGCUCCCCGCGCAGAAACAAGAGAACACAAGUGGGGAGCAUUCCGGGGCGGGGGAUGAACAGCGUGCCAACGGCACCGUGACGACGACCAAGACGGUGGCAGGGGGCGCGGUAGGUGUGGAAGGCGGAGGUGGUGGACAUCGGGGGGCGAUAGAGGCCAAACCGCCGCUGCACACCAAGCUAGACGUGAUCAAGAAGGAGCAGAAUAAGAAGAGCCAGAGCUACAAGGUGGAGUCAGUGUCUGGGGGAGUCAACUCCGACAUGCAUAACUUCUCCCUGGAUAACAAGAGGGAGACUGAGUAUGGCCCAUGCAGGAGAGAGAUGGAAAGCAUCCUGAACAGUCUUAAAAUCUCCAAUGUGCUCAACCCCAGAGGCUUCCGCAUCCCCAACUGUGACAAAAAGGGCUUCUACAAGAAAAAACAAUGCCGUCCUUCCAAAGGGAGGAAGAGGGGUUACUGCUGGUGUGUGGAUAAGUAUGGUCAGCCUCUCCCUGGCUAUGAUGGAAAGGAGAGAGGAGAAUCCCAGUGCAACAACCUGGAGAACAAAUAAGAGGCAGAGAGAGGAUGGAGUGAUGGAGAGAAAGAAUAAGGCAAGAAGAAGAGAGGAAUGGGAGAGAGAGAUACUUUUUAAACUCCUGCCUUGCACGUAACCGUCGAAAGAGUGCCGGACCGUUGACCUCAGGUCACAUGACUGCCGGGUGGGGGAGGGAGAGGGAGGGAGGGGAAGAGAGGGGGGGAGGGAGGGGCAGACUGGGACAGCACAGCCUAAUAGGCCAAGCCUUCUGUCCAUCAUCUGCAGCUAUCUGCUCUGUGCUAUGGGAACCUCUAACUACCCCUCGUAUGAAAACAACAGAGAGAGAAACUAAACAUCUGCACUAUUAUUUUAGAGAGAGAGGAUGGAGGGACUUUUCCACUCACUUUAAAGAGGACUUAAAGAGUGACUGUGACCCAACGCAACAUGCUUGUGUAUGUUUGUGUGUGUGUAUGCAUGCAUGUGUGAGCAUGAGUGUGAGCAUGUAUGAGUGUUUGUUUGUGUGUGUAUGUGUGUGUAAAUGCUGUCUUUCAAUAAGCUCAGUUUAGAGGUGUAAGAAAACCUCUUGACAUCCAAACCCUGCCCCCUUCUAUCCUGUCAUGCAGAGACUCCUCCCCUUUCUCAGGAUCCAUCAUUAUGAAGUGAAGGCUUAUGGGUAGGCCAGCCUCUGACCUCUUCCCUGCCAUGUUGGACACCACUGGCCUUCCCCACUGUCUCCAUAGCAACCAGCUUGUCCCGUCCGAUGUGCUGCGUCACAUUUACAGGUUUAGGGGGAAGGAAAGGAAUGGAGACAGUGCCUUAAACCCACACUGCCCCUCUCCCCCUCUUCCCCAUCCCUGACCCCUACCCCUCCCUUUCUCAUAUUCCUUGGUUAGCCCUCUGCGGUCCUCAUAGGACCCCAGGAAGAGUAGCUGCUGCUUUUGCAAAAGUUCAUGGGGAUUCAAAAAAAAGAAUCAACAGGUUCUCACAUAACGUUACCACCCUGCAGCCCUGGUCUGGUUAGCUAGCUGGCGGGUUGGGUUAGCAUAGUUAGCCAAACCAUCACUUCUUCAUUCAGGAAAUAGAGCCAGUGGUGUUGUCAUGACAACAUGGUCCCUCUAUCUGCAGUACUCUUCCUGUCUAUGGUGCAUAUGUCCUGGUGUGGGGUCCUUUAGACUGGGCAUGCUCGAUGGGACCGGGCUGAUCUCUAUGCCAUAGGAGCCAGCUUCGAGGCCAAGCACAACCACUUAAAGCACUUUAGCUGCACCCAACCAACUUCCCUACAGCACUCCUCACAGUUAAAGACCAUCUCUACCCAUUGUAGCGUAGUAAUCAUACCUUUUAAUUGGUGCAACAUUUAACAAGGUUUAUAGCACUGUAGAACAAAACAUCAACAACAACAAAAGAAAAAACAAUGUUACACAAGCACUUCUGACUGUGACUUUACUCAGCCUAGAGAACAACGCCCCUCCUCACAAUUUCCAUUCUAUUCUUCUGACUGUGACUUUACUCAGCCUAGAGAACAAACGCCCCUCCUCACAAUUUCCAUUCUAUUCUUCUGACUGUGACUUUACUCAGCCUAGAGAACAAACGCCCCUCCUCACAAUUUCCAUUCUAUUCUUCUGAUUGUGACUUUACUCAGCCUAGAGAACAAACGCCCCUCCUCACAAUUUCCAUUCUAUUCUUCUGACUGUGACUUUACUCAGCCUAGAGAACAAACGCCCCUCCUCACAAUUUCCAUUCUAUUCUUCUGACUGUGACUUUACUCAGCCUAGAGAACAAACGCCCCUCCUCACAAUUUCCAUUCUAUUCUUCUGACUGUGACUUUACUCAGCCUAGAGAACAAACGCCCCUCCUCACCAUUUCCAUUCUAUUCUUCUGACUGUGACUUUACUCAGCCUAGAGAACAAACGCCCCUCCUCACAAUUUCCAUUCUAUUCUUCUGACUGUGACUUUACUCAGCCUAGAGAACAAACGCCCCUCCUCACAAUUUCCAUUCUAUUCUUCUGACUGUGACUUUACUCAGCCUAGAGAACAAACGCCCCCUCCUCACAAUUUCCAUUCUAUUCUUCUGACUGUGACUUUACUCAGCCUAGAGAACAAACGCCCCUCCUCACAAUUUCCAUUCUAUUCUUCUGACUGUGACUUUACUCAGCCUAGAGAACAAACGCCCCUCCUCACCAUUUCCAUUCUAUUCUUCUGACUGUGACUUUACUCAGCCUAGAGAACAAACGCCCCUCCUCACAAUUUCCAUUCUAUUCUUCUGACUGUGACUUUACUCAGCCUAGAGAACAAACGCCCCUCCUCACAAUUUCCAUUCUAUUCUUCUGACUGUGACUUUACUCAGCCUAGAGAACAAACGCCCCUCCUCACAAUUUCCAUUCUAUUCUUCUGACUGUGACUUUACUCAGCCUAGAGAACAAACGCCCCUCCUCACAAUUUCCAUUCUAUUCUUCUGACUGUGACUUUACUCAGCCUAGAGAACAAACGCCCCUCCUCACAAUUUCCAUUCUAUUCUUCUGACUGUGACUUUACUCAGCCUAGAGAACAAACGCCCCUCCUCACAAUUUCCAUUCUAUUCUUCUGACUGUGACUUUACUCAGCCUAGAGAACAAACGCCCCUCCUCACCAUUUCCAUUCUAUUCUUCUGACUGUGACUUUACUCAGCCUAGAGAACAAACGCCCCUCCUCACAAUUUCCAUUCUAUUCUUCUGACUGUGACUUUACUCAGCCUAGAGAACAAACGCCCCUCCUCACAAUUUCCAUUCUAUUCUUCUGACUGUGACUUUACUCAGCCUAGAGAACAACGCCCCUCCUCACAAUUUCCAUUCUAUUCUUCUGACUGUGACUUUACUCAGCCUAGAGAACAAACGCCCCUCCUCACCAUUUCCAUUCUAUUCUUCUGACUGUGACUUUACUCAGCCUAGAGAACAAACGCCCCUCCUCACCAUUUCCAUUCUAUUCUUCUGACUGUGACUUUACUCAGCCUAGAGAACAAACGCCCCUCCUCACCAUUUCCAUUCUAUUCUUCUGACUGUGACUUUACUCAGCCUAGAGAACAACGCCCCUCCUCACAAUUUCCAUUCUAUUCUUCUGACUGUGACUUUACUCAGCCUAGAGAACAAACGCCCCUCCUCACAAUUUCCAUUCUAUUCUUCUGACUGUGACUUUACUCAGCCUAGAGAACAAACGCCCCUCCUCACCAUUUCCAUUCUAUUCUUCUGACUGUGACUUUACUCAGCCUAGAGAACAAACGCCCCUCCUCACAAUUUCCAUUCUAUUCUUCUGACUGUGACUUUACUCAGCCUAGAGAACAAACGCCCCUCCUCACAAUUUCCAUUCUAUUCUUCUGACUGUGACUUUACUCAGCCUAGAGAACAAACGCCCCUCCUCACAAUUUCCAUUCUAUUCUUCUGACUGUGACUUUACUCAGCCUAGAGAACAAACGCCCCUCCUCACAAUUUCCAUUCUAUUCUUCUGACUGUGACUUUACUCAGCCUAGAGAACAAACGCCCCUCCUCACAAUUUCCAUUCUAUUCUUCUGACUGUGACUUUACUCAGCCUAGAGAACAAACGCCCCUCCUCACAAUUUCCAUUCUAUUCUUCUGACUGUGACUUUACUCAGCCUAGAGAACAAACGCCCCUCCUCACCAUUUCCAUUCUAUUCUUCUGACUGUGACUUUACUCAGCCUAGAGAACAAACGCCCCUCCUCACAAUUUCCAUUCUAUUCUUCUGACUGUGACUUUACUCAGCCUAGAGAACAAACGCCCCUCCUCACAAUUUCCAUUCUAUUCUUCUGACUGUGACUUUACUCAGCCUAGAGAACAACGCCCCUCCUCACAAUUUCCAUUCUAUUCUUCUGACUGUGACUUUACUCAGCCUAGAGAACAAACGCCCCUCCUCACCAUUUCCAUUCUAUUCUUCUGACUGUGACUUUACUCAGCCUAGAGAACAAACGCCCCUCCUCACCAUUUCCAUUCUAUUCUUCUGACUGUGACUUUACUCAGCCUAGAGAACAAACGCCCCUCCUCACCAUUUCCAUUCUAUUCUUCUGACUGUGACUUUACUCAGCCUAGAGAACAAACGCCCCUCCUCACCAUUUCCAUUCUAUUCUUCUGACUGUGACUUUACUCAGCCUAGAGAACAACGCCCCUCCUCACAAUUUCCAUUCUAUUCUUCUGACUGUGACUUUACUCAGCCUAGAGAACAAACGCCCCUCCUCACAAUUUCCAUUCUAUUCUUCUGACUGUGACUUUACUCAGCCUAGAGAACAACGCCCCUCCUCACAAUUUCCAUUCUAUUCUUCUGACUGUGACUUUACUCAGCCUAGAGAACAACGCCCCUCCUCACCAUUUCCAUUCUAUUCUUCUGACUGUGACUUUACUCAGCCUAGAGAACAACGCCCCUCCUCACAAUUUCCAUUCUAUUCUUCUGACUGUGACUUUACUCAGCCUAGAGAACAACGCCCCUCCUCACCAUUUCCAUUCUAUUCUUCUGACUGUGACUUUACUCAGCCUAGAGAACAAACGCCCCUCCUCACCAUUUCCAUUCUAUUCUUCUGACUGUGACUUUACUCAGCCUAGAGAACAAACGCCCCUCCUCACCAUUUCCAUUCUAUUCUUCUGACUGUGACUUUACUCAGCCUAGAGAACAACGCCCCUCCUCACAAUUUCCAUUCUAUUCUUCUGACUGUGACUUUACUCAGCCUAGAGAACAAACGCCCCUCCUCACAAUUUCCAUUCUAUUCUUCUGACUGUGACUUUACUCAGCCUAGAGAACAACGCCCCUCCUCACAAUUUCCAUUCUAUUCUUCUGACUGUGACUUUACUCAGCCUAGAGAACAACGCCCCUCCUCACCAUUUCCAUUCUAUUCUUCUGACUGUGACUUUACUCAGCCUAGAGAACAACGCCCCUCCUCACAAUUUCCAUUCUAUUCUUCUGACUGUGACUUUACUCAGCCUAGAGAACAACGCCCCUCCUCACCAUUUCCAUUCUAUUCUUCUGACUGUGACUUUACUCAGCCUAGAGAACAAACGCCCCUCCUCACCAUUUCCAUUCUAUUCUUCUGACUGUGACUUUACUCAGCCUAGAGAACAAACGCCCCUCCUCACCAUUUCCAUUCUAUUCUUCUGACUGUGACUUUACUCAGCCUAGAGAACAACGCCCCUCCUCACAAUUUCCAUUCUAUUCUUCUGACUGUGACUUUACUCAGCCUAGAGAACAAACGCCCCUCCUCACAAUUUCCAUUCUAUUCUUCUGACUGUGACUUUACUCAGCCUAGAGAACAACGCCCCUCCUCACAAUUUCCAUUCUAUUCUUCUGACUGUGACUUUACUCAGCCUAGAGAACAACGCCCCUCCUCACCAUUUCCAUUCUAUUCUUCUGACUGUGACUUUACUCAGCCUAGAGAACAACGCCCCUCCUCACAAUUUCCAUUCUAUUCUUCUGACUGUGACUUUACUCAGCCUAGAGAACAAACGCCCCUCCUCACAAUUUCCAUUCUAUUCUUCUGACUGUGACUUUACUCAGCCUAGAGAACAAACGCCCCUCCUCACAAUUUCCAUUCUAUUCUUCUGACUGUGACUUUACUCAGCCUAGAGAACAAACGCCCCUCCUCACAAUUUCCAUUCUAUUCUUCUGACUGUGACUUUACUCAGCCUAGAGAACAAACGCCCCUCCUCACAAUUUCCAUUCUAUUCUUCUGACUGUGACUUUACUCAGCCUAGAGAACAACGCCCCUCCUCACAAUUUCCAUUCUAUUCUUCUGACUGUGACUUUACUCGGCCUAGAGAACAACGCCCCUCCUCACAAUUUCCAUUCUAUGCAAAGUGUGUUUUCUUUUUGUUGAUAUUGUUUCUUGGAGAUGCUUGUAUGAUCUUAUGCCAACAUAACUCCACCAGGUGGAUGCAGCACCAAAUAUGCAUUCAAGAAGCAGACAGGGGGUCUGAGGGAGGGGGCGUGGUCCUCCUAGAAGUGCUCCCUGCUUCCUGUAUGACGCUUUCACAUAUC
Oncorhynchus kisutch (coho salmon) is the source of this 7022-nucleotide messenger RNA. Its product is annotated as insulin-like growth factor-binding protein 3. The record is from RefSeq and is a predicted model, not a curated record. The transcript has 4 exons. Gene Ontology annotation, biological process: regulation of insulin-like growth factor receptor signaling pathway. Gene Ontology annotation, cellular component: extracellular region. Bases 161 to 1051 code for a protein of 296 amino acids. Lineage: Eukaryota; Metazoa; Chordata; Actinopteri; Salmoniformes; Salmonidae. Gene Ontology annotation, molecular function: insulin-like growth factor II binding; insulin-like growth factor I binding; fibronectin binding.